Messenger RNA from Erythranthe guttata (spotted monkey flower), 596 nucleotides. RefSeq lists its product as uncharacterized. NCBI's taxonomy places the organism in Eukaryota, Viridiplantae, Streptophyta, Magnoliopsida, Lamiales, Phrymaceae. The record is from RefSeq and is a predicted model, not a curated record.
UAUUUUAAAUAUUAAAGACAAAAUUAAUUUAGGGUGCGGAAUUUGUGAAGAUGAUGAAAUCUCUGGUUAACCCUAAUUUCCCAACAAUGGCUGCUCUUUUUCACUCCACUCCUUUUCUCACCUUCAAGAAGCGCGUCAGCUGGCCUGAUAAAGUAAAUCAAAAUCAUAGGUGGGCUCGAAGGCCGACAUUUAAACCGGUUUGCAAAAUAUCCGAAAUUUCUCCGGGACUUAUCGUCGGAAAGUUGAAUGAUGAUAAGCAAACAGCAUGGCAUUGGAGAGCUGAGGAUCGAAAAAGUCAAAGUCAAGAUCACUCGAAAAAGUACGAGAAUAAAUCCUCAUUCAAAGAAAGAAGUCAAGAUUACUCGAAAAAUAACGAGAAUGCAUCCUCAAACAUAAAGACUUGUGACCGAUCAGCCCUUGGAUUAAGUGCUAAUGGACCUUUAAAUCUCGAAGAUGUUAAAACCGCAUAUCGAUCUUGUGCGUUGAAAUGGCACCCCGAUCACCAUCGGGGCUUUUCUAAGGCAUUUGCAGAGGAAAAGUUCAAGAUAUGCAAUGCUGCUUAUCAAUCUUUAUGUGAUAAGUUGUCCUCAAGCUAA